CCGCACUCUGAUUGUUUAUGGAAGCGUGCGAGGGAAGAAAGCAAAAAAAAGCUGACCCAAGCAAGUUUGUUGAUUUUGUUGGCGUUGAAAACUCCCCCGGAAACCGGGAAAUCCGUGAAAUUCCGCAAUAAAACUAGAAAUCCAACUUCUCCACAAUGCCGCGGCUGAUAACCGAGGAGGAGAUUACGCUGGGCUACUCCUCCGAAACGGACGACUAUGAAUCGGAAUCCGGCAGCGAUCAGCUUCUGACGGCGGAACCUUGCGAGAUCUACGUGGGCAACACGGGCAAGGUCCCCAUCGAUAAGUAUUACAGCAUGUUCAAACAGUACGGGGCGAUAAAGGACAUCACCUUCUGGAGGACGCACAAUCACCUCUACCAUUGCCGGGUAGUUUACCGGCACAAGGAGGAAGCGCAGAAAGCGGUCAAAAAUAUGCACCACCGGAAGGUGUUCAGUAAGCUGAUUCGCGUUUCCCACGUGCUGGAACCCGUCAAGCUGAACUAUGCUGCGGCCAUUCGAAUCGACGAUAUCGCAGCGGGUGUUACCGAGGAGGAAAUCCGGGAACAUUUCGAGCAAGCCGGGGAGAUUCGUUUCGUGGUCAAGAUUGGCUAUGCGGCAUACGUGCAGUUCGCUGGUCCAAAGAUCGCAUCCCGAGCGCUCCGUUUGGACAUGAUCCUGAAUGGGGACCCGUAUAUGUUGUGUCGGAUUUCGGCGGACGAUCGGAUUGACCACGCCCGGGUCAUUUAUAACAUGAAGGACAUCAAGUACCGGAAGCCGUUCGUCAUGGUGGAGAACUAUCCGGAGUUGCCGUUCAAUGAACUGAGCCGGUACAAGGAAAACUUCGAAUCGAUUGGACCGGUUAGGCAUUUCAAGAUUGCCCCCACCGGGAAUAAAACGGUCACGCUGGCACUCUGUAUGGACCGGGCAGAUGAUAGGGAUUUGGUGAUUGAUCGUUUUAAUGAUGCGGUCAUCAGCGGCAGGAAGCUGAAGCUGUACAUGGCCCCGGGAAAGGCGCGAAUGACGCCACACCAUGUGGUUCGGUAUGCCAUUUGCAAGAAUUCGGUUAAAGUGGAUCACGUUCCUCCAUAUUUCAAGGAUUACGAGGUGUGCAAGCUGUUCGGAAGAUGCGGUGCUACGAUUAGCUUUUUGGAGAAGAUUGCAAACCGAUGGAUCAUCUGUUUCGAUAGUCCUACCAUGAUUCCGCUGGUACGGGAACAUAUGUUCAUGGCGUACCAGUAUAUGUUGGAAAUAGGCCCCUUGACGCAGGAAACGCUGCCCAUCAACGACAAACUGAAGCUACGCGAUCCUGAUGGUCAUAAACCUCCGACAGAGGAUCGAAGAAAAAGCAGAGAUUUGGAAGAAGCUAAGGAAAAACCAAGCGUUUCAUUGUAUGGGCACAAAACCAACGAUAUCGAGAAUAUACUCAAACAAGCUCUACAAAAUUUGAACAAGGAAACCAGUCGUCAGCUCCCAACGCAAUCGGUUCCACCGUCGAGGCCCUCCCCGGCGUUGAAGCCGGCUCUUCAACAUGUGGAGAAACCAACGUACAAAGAUACCGGAUAUCAGCUGCCAUCAUCAAAACAGUCUUCACCAAUGAAGCAGGCUUUCACAAAUGUGGAGAAACCUUGGGUGCCGGAGCCGAAACCGGUUUCCAAACCAGUCGAGAAACCUACGAAUUUUGGCACUAGCUAUCACUUGCUGCCAUCAGAAACGGCAUCUCAACACGAGGGCUCUUCAACCAGCAGGGUUACCAGCCAUAAAUUGUCCUAUCCCGAGGCUGCUAAGCGGUCGACGCCCACUGUAGCAAGUUCCCCGCAACCUCGAGCCGAGCAAAAGAUUGGAACGUUUUCCAAAGCCAGCAGUAGUGUUGCGAAGGUUACACCGAUGCAGAAAACUUCUGAGGAACCAGCUGAUGGCAACAGUAGAAGAACUAAAGCCAAAUCUUCGACGUCCUGGCUGGCGGUUAGGAAUAAAGAAUUGAUGCAGAGAAGCGUUACGAUGUCCAAUCUACCGAAAGGCAUAAGCGAAUACGACAUUCGAGAGCUGUUCAGCGAGCACGAGCUGAAAAUCGUUACGAUGUAUUGCUGCAAUGAUCCCUACUAUCCGACAUCAACGGCGGUCUUGAAUUUCGCCACGAAGCUCGCAAUGAAAAGUGUCCUAGGUCACCACCACGAUGAGUACAGAGGGAAACGGGUGUACAUCAAAAUGACCUUGCAGCCCUGGGCCGAUAGAGAUUUUCCGCCGAAAAACACUCUUAUGCUGAAGAAUCUAAAUGAAGCCAUCAACGAGGAGGGCAUUCUCCAGGAAGUGGAGAAAAUUCUUGGCCCGGGCACGGUAGAAGACGUCCUCAAGCCCACGCACCACUACGCGUAUUUCGAUCUCACUGGGGACCAGGUGGCGCACAAAGUUAUGCACCGGCUUCGAAAAGCACUGAUUAACUUCAAGAUCGACGUGUUUCCUUUGUACUACGGCAUUCCGAAGCGGUGUUUGGGUGUAGCUUCCCACAUGCGGAAAUCGCUAGGCGACUUGCGCGAACGACACGGACUUCGGGUGAGCAAUCCCAAGGAUCGGGAGAUGUUUGGAGACCAGUUCGGUGAACAUAACGCUCACAGAUUGUUCGUCGGAAAUAUUCCGCGUAUAACCCUGGCCGAGGAUGUUAUCGCCUACUUCAACAACUAUGGCACCGUGAUCGAUUACUCGCAGAUCGAAAAGAAGAGCUGUAACCUGCGUAAAUCGGCCAUCGUUAGCUUUGUGGAUAAAAAACACGCGCGGAAUGCGUACUGCCAGCAGCCUCACUUUUUGGAGGGCAGUCGGCUGAGUGUGCACCUGAUGGAGAGCCCACCGAUGGUUGUCACACCAGAGGAUUGCAAACUACUCUCCGUGAAGGUUCGCAGCCGAUUUUUGACAGACGAUGAAAUCUACGCUGAGCUGCAAAAAUCGUUGAGCGUUUCCUACGCUAUGCGGUUCGAUGCGUUUGAUGACCGGGCGAACUUCCUGAUGUUCUACAGAGCACGAAAGUGUGAAGACUCUCACUUAUGGACGGUGCAUCACAUUAAUGACGAACCGGUUAAGAUUAUCUCCGGACGGGAGGUAGAUCCAGUGACGGAGGACAUCGAUCUGGAUAAGUCCAAUACUUCCCCAUUCCGACGGCAGAAGGAUUCGUUUCUGGGCUAUGCGGUCUACACCGAACAGCUUAAAGAGGAGAUGAAAAUGCAUACCAAGCCGAUCGAGGAGCAACAUGUUCCCUACAAGGCGUUCUACAAUGAUCAAUCGGUGCAAAUCAACAAUGUUUCCGUGAACACGUCGCUGGUAGACUUUCAGGAUCUUUUCAUUAAAUUUGGCGACAUUGACUACUACCGAGAGCUGUACCUGGAAGAGGACAUCAGUAAGAUUUGCUUCAUCAAGUUCAAAAUCGAUCUGUCCGCCGAUUUGGCGUGCACCUACAACCAGCGGAUGCUCAACGGUAAACGGAUCUUGAUUCACCGGGCCAAGGAAACGCUGGUGGCAGAAGAUGACCAUUCGGUGACGGUGGAGAAUCUCAACCCCGCGACAACGGUCGAGCAAAUCUACGACGUCUUCUCCAAUGUCGGAACGGUAAAGUACGUGCAAAAGCAGUCGCCGAACAGUGCAAUCGUGUGCAUGAAGGACAAGGACUGCCUUAGCGAAGCGUACAACGUGACUUCCAUUCCGCAUUCGAAACACAUGGUCGUCAACUUGAGCAAUGACUACCAGAGUGGUUUCUACAAAAACUUUUCCUCUAAAGAGCGAGCCUUCUCGAUCGAUCAGAUUCAAUCUAUUCUGAAACCUCGUAUUUUGCCGGAAUUCCAUCAGCUGGAAAUAGAACGCCGCAACGAAGACGUCCAAGAUGAAGACAGUUCUGCAGAGAACGAACCGCAAGGCAACCCCGAAGAGAUACCAGUAGAAGAUGAGGAAGACCUUCCUCCGGCGUCCAAGCGAACGCGAAUCGAUGACCAUUCACAAGUUGAAAAUCCAGCGAAGGAAUGCCCACAGACGUCGGAGUUCAACCCUGGCGAAUCGGAAUCGGAACCGCUGCAGAAAAUAGAAUCCAUCGUUACCACCGUGAGUCCCAUCGAAGUGGUACACGCUGUGCAUCCUAUGCCCAGGCCUCGGUUUGGCUUUCCUGGCAGUGACGAGCCUCGCAUGGGAUAUGGCCCUAGAUAUCCCAAUAUGUAUCCUCAACAGCAACCGGGAUGGCAGAGGCAACAGCAGAUCGCUGCCAUGGCCUACAAUGCUGGACCUUCUCAUCCAGGGCCUCGUGGGCCGCCUAGACCGAUGGGUUUCCAUAGGCCUCCUUAUUAUAACUAAGGCUGGGUGGGCAAGUAAAACUAAGUGUAGAUUAGAGUUAAAAGAGUAUUUCUGUAUUAAAAUUUGCUGAUCAUUGUGGGCACAAUGCUAGAUUA
Messenger RNA from Aedes aegypti (yellow fever mosquito), 4420 nucleotides. RefSeq lists its product as uncharacterized. Gene Ontology annotation, molecular function: RNA binding. The transcript is spliced from 12 exons. NCBI's taxonomy places the organism in Eukaryota, Metazoa, Arthropoda, Insecta, Diptera, Culicidae. Gene Ontology annotation, cellular component: ribonucleoprotein complex. The coding region runs from base 156 to 4325 and encodes 1389 amino acids. The record is from RefSeq and is a predicted model, not a curated record.